UGGUCUUCCCAACAGGGACGAGUCAGGACCAAGACGGUAAAAAAGGCCGCCAGGGUCAUCAUUGAGAAGUACUACACCCGGCUGGGCAGUGACUUCCACGUCAACAAGAGGGUAUGUGAGGAGAUAGCCAUCAUCCCCAGCAAGAAGCUGCGCAACAAGAUCUCUGGGUAUGUGACCCAUCUGAUGAAGCGUAUCCAGAGGGGCCCCGUCAGAGGCAUCUCCAUCAAGCUGCAGGAGGAGGAGAGGGAGAGGAGGGACAACUAUGUCCCAGAGGUGUCUGCUCUGGACCAGGAGAUCAUCGAGGUGGAUCCCGACACCAAGGAGAUGCUGAAGCUGUUGGACUUCGGCAACCUGUCGAACUUGCAGGUCACCCAGCCUACCGUUGGAAUGAACUUCAAAACACCCAGGGGAGUCUAGACAUGUUUCAUAUCGCUGUCAAUAAAGACAAGUGGAAAGGAAA
This is a messenger RNA of Oncorhynchus tshawytscha (Chinook salmon), 460 nucleotides long. Its product is annotated as 40S ribosomal protein S17. The record is from RefSeq and is a predicted model, not a curated record. Gene Ontology annotation, cellular component: ribosome. Lineage: Eukaryota; Metazoa; Chordata; Actinopteri; Salmoniformes; Salmonidae. The transcript has 4 exons. Gene Ontology annotation, biological process: translation. Gene Ontology annotation, molecular function: structural constituent of ribosome. Bases 184 to 417 code for a protein of 77 amino acids.